AUGGCGCGCAAAAUAAGCUGCGAUUGGGUGACAAGGAUUGAUAAAUAUGUAACUUUUGCACCGUUUGGUGUCGAUAUGUUGAACAUUAAAGAGCUGACAUUCCCGGGCGAUACAGUCGACUGCUGGAUGGAUAUCCAGAGAGGUCGGGGCCCAUUCGCACCCACCGUUUCUGGCAUCGUUCCCAUCGGGGAAAAAGUAACAAUUGUUAUAUACAUUAGAGACCGGGACUCGACAUUUGAUAUUCAUGUGAAGGACUGUUACGCUUAUGACAGCCCUUCGUAUAACAACCCUAAUGUGAGAGCAAUACAAUUGACAGAUUCGAGGGGCUGUGCCAUCAAAGAGAAACUCAUUAGAAGUUUCUAUCGCACGAGAGAUGUCCGCAAUUCGGGCGCCACUAUCAUAGCCUAUGGAGUCGUCAAUGCCUUCAAGUUUCCCGAAGCUAUGGAUGUUUUCCUCGCCUGUAAUGUAGAGGUUUGCAAAGGCGGGUGCGAUAGUCCCUGUCAACCAGAAGUUCAGGUGGCCGGUGGGGAAGGGGUUGACGACACGGGAGGGCCCUUCACUGCACCCCCUUUUGAUCCACAAGAGAAGCCUGAAGAAGACGAAGGGAUGAGCACUACUCCUAUGACUUCAACCACUACUCAGAAAACAAGUGAUUCUGACGACGAUUCAGAUGAUGAAGAUUCUAAGAGUGAGGGAAGUGAUGGCAAUGACAGUGAGAGCACAACCAGUGGUGGCAAUGCUAUGACAACCACAAAGACAACUGAAAUGGACAAUGAAGAUGAAGAGGACAGUGAAUCGGAGCCAACGUCCUCAACAUCGGCGCCAUCAGAGGCUACCACUGAAGAGGAAUCCGAAGAGGAUGAGGACGAACCCAAACCCACUGUCUCUACGGUUUCAGUAAACAAACGAAGAGCAAAGCUAUCCAAACGACGGAAUACCGGCGCUAAAGUCACUUCCAGACAAAGACCUAAACCUAAAGCAAAGAUCACUAAAAGAAGUAAAACAAAAAAGAGCCAAAAGUUGACCACUUCUUCGACUUCUUCGACCAACAAAAGAGCAAAGCGUUCACUACUCAUAGCAAACGGCAUAACAAACGCCACUUUCAAUGAUAUGAUUCAUUCAUUUAGUAUUAUAUCACCGCUUGAGGACAUGGAUGACCAGGACUUACAGUACGUUAAGCCCAAUUUGGCCGCCAAUAACGCCGAGUUCUCGAUCCCAGUCGAUAAGUGCGGCACAAAUACAGUGGACAUCGAUGGCGAAGACGGGACACCACCAAAACGUGGCUUCGAGAACAUCGUGGUGUUUCAGAACGACCCCACCUAUCAGGAGGUGUAUGACCAUGCUAGGAUGGUUGUCUGCAGGUAUACCCUCGAUGACGACUUCGACCUCAAAGAAAAGCGAGUUGUCUUCAGACCGGUAGUCAUCGACAUGUUAGACGUCGUCAGUAUUCCGGUCAGGGAUGCGGAUGGGGAGCAAACACGGGUCGACUGUUGGAUGGAAAUAACGAAAGGAAGGUUUCCGCAGACGAGUCCUAUUGAUAGCGCCGUCAAAGUGGGCAGUCCUUUGACUUUAGCUAUCUUUGUGAGAGACCCUCGAAAGAGAACCGACUUACGGGUCAAGGAUUGCUACGCUUACGACGACCCGCAAGUGGCUGAGAGUAACGGACCCGCGCUCCUACAGUUGACUGACUUUGACGGCUGUCCCACAAAACCCAAAUUAAUUGAAGUUUGGCGGCGAACCCACGACGCCGGUCCUACCGGUGCUACGAUUAUCGCCUUCACCACCGUCACU
This is a messenger RNA of Oppiella nova, 1791 nucleotides long. Lineage: Eukaryota; Metazoa; Arthropoda; Arachnida; Sarcoptiformes; Oppiidae. The record is from the annotation of a GenBank genome assembly.